AUGGGGAGAGCCAGACUCAGAGAAACCGAGAGAGACGCUGGCUAUUGUUGCCUUUUCAUCGAAAACCUGGAAGGGGCAGCUCUCGAGUGGUUUUCCUGCCUUAAGCAGAACUCAAUCGGAACUUUUCGCCAGCUCGCAUCAGAGUUUGUCAAACACUACUCUAUGUUCAUAGAUAGAGAAACCUCCGACGUCGACCUCUGGAGCCUUUCCCGAAGGGAAGACGAGCCUCUCCGUGAUUUCAUAAGCAGGUUCAAGCUAGUCAUGUCCAGGGUCAGCAGAAUUAGCGACAAGGAUGCUUUUCACAAAGCAACCGACUACAUCAUCAUCGAAGAAGAGACGAGAGUCCUGUCGCAAAAACCUAAGCCGACGAAAUCGUCUUCGAAGGACGCAGACCAAAAGCCCAAGAAGAAAAGCUCUCGUAACGACAAGUACGUCCAUCAUGAGGGAGAAGAACUCCAGGGAGCGCAUAACUACGCGAUCAACUCAGAGCAGGGUAGGACUUCAGGCAAUACAUGGACCCGAAACCCCAACUACUACGAGAACACCUACUGCGAGUUCCAUCAGACCCGAGGACACGCCACAAUCAACUGUACAGUCCUUGGUGCAAGAUUGGCGGCGAAGCUACUCUCCGGGGAACUCUCCGAAAUCACUAGGGUCAAGGAUCUCAUCCGUGAGACGGAUCGUCCCCCAAAGACUGACAAAAUUUCACCCCCGGAAGCUCCUCCUCAGGGAAACCAAUCGGGAGAUAAGCGCGGAACGAGUGCAAUCAUCUUCGAGGAGGAAAAAACUGGCGGGAUAGACCAGCCUCACUGUGAUCCACUCGUCAAAGACCUUGUCAUCCGAGACCUUGAAGUCGCCAGAAUCCUUGUGGACACCGGAAGCACGGUUAAUGUCAUCUUCCGCGACACCCUUAAGAGGAUGAACAUCGAGCUCGGCGAAGUCGUACUGAUACCGAAACCACUAACUGGUUUCUCAGGCACGACAUCAAUGACCCUCGGGUCAAUCAAGCUUCCAGUCAUGGCGAAAGAGGUAACGAAGAUAGUCGACUUUGCAGUGGUCGAUCAUCCAGCCAUCUACAACAUCAUCGUGGGAACUCAUUGGCUCAACGCUAUGAAGGCAGUCCCACCUACCUAUCACUUGGGCGUCAAAUUCCCAACCUAG
Brassica napus (rape) is the source of this 1161-nucleotide messenger RNA. RefSeq lists its product as uncharacterized. The transcript is spliced from 3 exons. The coding region runs from base 1 to 1161 and encodes 386 amino acids. The record is from RefSeq and is a predicted model, not a curated record. NCBI's taxonomy places the organism in Eukaryota, Viridiplantae, Streptophyta, Magnoliopsida, Brassicales, Brassicaceae.